Messenger RNA from Effrenium voratum, 768 nucleotides. NCBI's taxonomy places the organism in Eukaryota, Dinophyceae, Suessiales, Symbiodiniaceae. The record is from the annotation of a GenBank genome assembly.
AUGGCUAAACGGUCGCUGCUGACUGGCUCCUGGAAGAUGAUGAACUUCUCUGGUGGCGUUCAUGGCAACGUGGACAGGGUGUUCCAAACAUCGUUGCCCGCAGCCUGGGCUGCACUGAUGUGCCCAUUCACCUGGAACGGCCGAAGGACGAGCGUGAGCUUCAGCGUGCUGACGCCUCGCCUUGUCACACGCCUCGCCUUGGCCGACGGCUACGUUCAUUUCGAUGUGCGGAUGGAGGAGUCAGGCCGCGUUGUGUCGCCGGAGCAUUGGAUCGUGGCCUUCACCCACCGGAAGGCCAAGCCCAGGUAUACCACCGGCCUCCUGUCCAUGCACAUCAUCCCGGAAGAGAAGGUGCCGGAGGGCUACCAGGCCUUGCCGCAGGAGGUGGACCCUUUGGGACGAGGGCCCCGGGAGUACUUGGAGUUCGAGCUUCUGCUGCGCGCGGAAGCCCCGGAGCUUCACAUCACCGCAGGCCCGGUGCGGGAGAACCCCUCCACGGGGCACCGGGAGUCCAUGCGGAUCGACCUGGGCAGGAGUGUUCGCCAGAUCUUCAAGGACAACUUCGAGAUCCAGGGCAAGAAGUUGAUGCGGAGCCGAUGGUUCAUUUGCCUGGAGACUUUGCGCCUGGUGGCGAACUGCAACAACUUGGACUGCCGGGGCCUGGACGACCUGGCGGCGCCCCCGGUGCAGUGGGCCCGGGACCCGGGGCCUGGUCCGCCAUCUGCAACGGUUCAUCUGCAGGAGCGAUUUCGCUGGAGGAAGGGGUGA